ACAUCAGUUUACUUAUUCUGUGUGAAUCAAAUUUUAGCAGUUCAUGUAUUCUCGACCUGCCCUUGCGCAAUCUUAUUUCUUAAAACUCGCUUACUGCUUAAUAACAGAAACACCCAUAAAAUACUUUGCGAAUGAUGGCAUCAUAGUAUAAUGUAGCUGAUAUUUAGCAGGAAAAUUAAAAGGCCAUUAAAAAAAAUUCUAAACAAUGGCAAAAACUUAGUUCUAAAAUUAGGGUUCUUUGGCUUGUAACAACAGCAGAACCCUUUUCGGUAAAGUUUCAUAAAGAACCAUGCUGUGCUAUAUAGGACCUUAAUGGUGUUAUAAAUAACCUUUUUUUUUUAAAUUAAUAUUAGUAUCUUUACAGUUACAGUUCACAUUAUGAAAAAACAAUUGUGUUUAUGAAGGCCAAAAUUAUCAAAAACGGACAGUAUGUGAGCCCAAAGUCAUGGGAUAGCUUUAUUUUCUUUUGUAACUGGGUAUGUUUAUGCAUAAAGUAAUAAUUUAAAAAUAUAUAUAUAUAUAUGGAUCAUAAAUUUAAUAUCUCCAUUACUUACUUUGUGGAGAAGAGAAGAUGAGUAUCCGUAACGGAACUGAGCUGCUCACACUUACAUGUUCUGUUAAACUAAAGACAGAAAAAGACAUGACUGGUAGGAAACCAGUAACAACUUGAAAGUUAAAACUUAUAGACAUUUUAAAAAAAAAUUAAUGUAGGCCUACCUGAUGAGAGUGUGUUUACAGUCUGUGUAAUUGGAUUUGGAUGGCUACUCAGCUCCAGAAAAUCAGUAAUGAGGCAGGCUAUGGAUUUGAAAAACAAAAAGGCGGGAAAAAAGAACCCUAAACUCUAACACAAAGAACUAUUUCAGCAUAUUAACGGUUCUUCAAGACGACACGGUUCUAAAUAGAACUGUUACUACAUGUAAAGAACCUUUAAAGAACCAUAUCUUUUAGAGUGUAGGUAAUGAACAUAAAAUUGUAUACAUAAAUAAACAAAAUUCUGUCAUUAUUUACCCACUAUCAUGUUGUUCCAAACCUGUAUGACUUUCUUUCUUCUGUGAAACACAAAAGAUGAUGUUUUGAAAAAUGUCUCAGUGCUCAGUCCAUAAAUUGAAUAUUAAUAGGGUCCAAUGUUAAUAUCUAUCUUUGUGUUAUGCAGAAGAAAGAAAGACAUGCAUGCUUUAAACCACACAAGAGUGAAUAAAUGACUGUAUUAGUUUUUUUUUUUUUUUUGGUUCAAACAUCCCUUUAAGUUUGCUUAUUUAGGUUGCACAAAAUAAAAAAAUAAAAAUAGUAGAGCAGAAAAUAAAUAACUCAGAGCAUAGGGUUGAUUUCUAAACGAACCUGACACAUUUUAGACACAUUUUAGCCACUAACUUUAAGUAUGCACUCUAAGUAUGCAGAAAGGUGGCGUACCCAUUAGUUGGCAUCAUGACCUCAAAAAAGGGGUUAUUAAAUCUAUAUCUUUUCAAGAAACAAGGACACCGUUCCGGAAACAUUUGAAACUACAGCCCACUUCUACAAUUUCAAUCUGUGCAAGAUAGCCACACUAAAUCUGUAAUGACUACACCAAAUCUGAUGCUGGCGCACGCUGCGGCGUUAAAAUAAAUUUUCACUUCCUUUGAAUGAUCACGAAAAAAGUCCCUUGCUCAAGACUGUCCGUGUGAAUCAUUUCAGUUAACAUUUGUGAAACACCUCUGAGACUCACAAAUAGGCAGUGAUUUGUUGGUUAUACGUGCCAACUGCAUUGUACGUAGCCUACCUGCUGAAGUAGCAUGUUUGGAAAGUCUAUAACAUGGCCUCACACUUCCUGUUCACAGAACUGCACUCAAACAUAUGCGAGGGUGUUAAGAAGCAUCACUUUUCAGAGGCGAAGAAAAUAAUCAUGAAUGAGUCACUAGAGGACGUCAUCAAAAUGGACAAAGCCACCUUGGCCAUGUUUGACAACAAAAUAGCCAGUCAUAUUGUGUCAGCCAUCUAUGUUAUUGUGACUCUAGCCAACCUCAGCGGUAACAGCAUCUCUCUGUUUCUGCUGCUGAUGCGCACCUCUCCGAAAUCGCCCUCCAUCAUCUUCAUGAUCAACCUCACCCUCACUGACCUGAUACUAGGCACUGUGCUCCCCUUUCAGAUUAUGUACCAAAUGCAAGGCCACAACUGGACUCUGGGUACGGGCAUGUGCAAUGUCCUGACUGUGGUAUUCUUCGCCAACAUGUACUGCUCCAUUUUAUCCAUGACUGCUAUUAGUGCCGACCGCUACCUGGGGAUUGUGAAACCGAUGCGCUUCAGAGAGAUGAGGAAGAGGAAAAGAUUUGCAAUUCUUGCCUGUAUAUUCAUGUGGCUGCUAGUCCUCGCCAUUCUGAGUCCGCUGGAAAAAACAAACCUGACAUAUUAUGUAAGAGAGCGCAAUAUUACCACAUGUUUUGAUGUAUUGAAGAAGGACAUGCUCCCUAGCAUUGCUCACUGGGCGGGAUUCCUGUUCGGCAUGUUCAUCAUCCUCUUCCUCUGUCCGUUCAUCAUAACGGUGUAUUGCUACAUUAACAUCAUCCGUGUCCUGGUCAAAAGGACCAACAGUCAUCAGAAAGGCCGUGCUGUGCGCCUGGCUUGCAUUGUCCUGUUUGUGUUCAUCUUUUGUUUUGCUCCCAAUAACAUAUUACUAUUGGUCCACACAAUAACAAGGCUGUACUUUGACAAAUCUGUCUAUAUCUACUACAAACUCUCACUGUCUCUUAGCUGCAUUAAUAGUUGCAUAGAUCCAUUUAUUUAUUAUUUUGCAUCUAAAGAGUUUCGUCGGAAGCUAAGGCAAAUUCUGCGGUUGCAGACGCUCAGCACUGGUGAGACUCAAAUGAUUGAGGGUCACAGAGAAAGCAUUUUCUCUGGACGUUCAAUGAACAAUGCAAAUGAAGACUGUGACAAUUUUUAACUUUUUACAUUUUUUUUUUUGUUUGUACUAUUACUUUUGGUCUCUGCUACUUUUGUGUUGGAGGAGAGAAGAAUAUGUGGGAAAUGUCAUACGAAUCAGAAAAUGUCAUGAUUCAAACUCGCACUGUUGCUUUAUGUGUCAGAGCACAAGUGCUAACCGCUAGGCCACGGCUCUGACAAAACUUGUAGCUUUUAGAAGAAUCUAUUUAAAUCAAAUGAAUAGAAAGGACCACUUCCCAUAUUUUGUUUUCUUUUUUUUUUUUUUUUUCUCUGGGAAAGUUUCUAUUUUGUUCUGUGCUGAUUUCCUAAUUGAGCAGCUGAGAAAAAGCAUGCUGCUCACAUUGGUUUCAGGUCACGUGAUAUUGUGUAUCUUUGUUUUUUAUUUGGUAUCAGACAUCCAACAUCCUCUUACUGAAAAGUUAUGCAUAUUCUUCAUACAUUGCUAUGUGGUUAGACUUAUGUAUCAACUUUAGUACUUCCAAAUCUGAAUGAAAAAAGUAUAAAGACUUAUUGUGGCAGCUAUUUUUGAUCUAUGAAUUAUUUUUAGACUGUAAAUGCGGUUGUUUUUUGUUGUUGUUUCUUUCCCAUGAUUGAGCCGAGGUGUUUCAAUAUUUAUUUCACUUACGCUGUUUAUAAUGUGCAUGCAUUUUUACAUUCAAUUGUUUAGUUACCUGUUUCUUAUUCGUAUUGCUAACAUAAUUAAACUUUUUUUCUAUUGUAACAAAGUAUGCAAUGUCAUAUGAGAGCAUUUAUUAUGUCAAGUUAAAUUUAAUAAAUACACUUGAGUAAAUAA
This is a messenger RNA of Ctenopharyngodon idella (grass carp), 3706 nucleotides long. It is a transcript of the gene p2ry8, whose product is annotated as P2Y receptor family member 8. The record is from RefSeq and is a predicted model, not a curated record. Lineage: Eukaryota; Metazoa; Chordata; Actinopteri; Cypriniformes; Xenocyprididae. Gene Ontology annotation, molecular function: G protein-coupled receptor activity. The transcript is spliced from 2 exons. Bases 1790 to 2914 code for a protein of 374 amino acids. Gene Ontology annotation, cellular component: membrane. Gene Ontology annotation, biological process: phospholipase C-activating G protein-coupled receptor signaling pathway; positive regulation of Rho protein signal transduction.